Zalophus californianus (California sea lion) is the source of this 5309-nucleotide messenger RNA. RefSeq names its product polycystin 1 like 3, transient receptor potential channel interacting (gene PKD1L3). Gene Ontology annotation, biological process: detection of mechanical stimulus. The record is from RefSeq and is a predicted model, not a curated record. Lineage: Eukaryota; Metazoa; Chordata; Mammalia; Carnivora; Otariidae. Gene Ontology annotation, molecular function: calcium channel activity; protein binding. Gene Ontology annotation, cellular component: membrane.
AUGUUCUUCAGGGGAAGAAUCUGGCUUUGCUUAUCCAUCAGAACAGGUAUCAUUCUAGGAAGUGAGCUAAAUAUCCCAGAGCGACAUGGUAAAAAUAACUGUUAUCAGCUUAACAGGUUUCACUGCAGCUACGAGGAAGCAGAAGAUUACUCUCGUGUCCAGGGAGGACACCUUGCUUAUGCUUGAAACCUGGGGGUCCGGGAUCUUCUCUGGGACUCUCUGGAAGAAGGGAGUAAGUGCUGGAUUGGGCAAAAUCUAAAGCAGCUGGGAAAACGUCAAGAAAAAAACAACCCAGGUGUCGUGCCCCCCUGGCCCCCAGAGCCCCCCAGCUGCACUUACAUGUCCCAAAACUCCAACUGGAUCUCAUCAAAAGUGGACUUGUGCUCCCCGGGGCAUUCUUUCAUUUGCCAGGCUGCUACUCAUCCUGCAACCUCCUGUCACCACACUGCUCACGCUGAUCUUUCCAAGACCCUUUGUCUUCCCCUCAGCCCAUUUCCUUCUGCCCGGCAGGUCCUGGCAGUGACCUCGGCGCCUGCCAGCCAGCAUCUUCCUAGUACCCCAGCACUCACCGGGCCUGUGCCUGAAACACGGUCUGUGCAAGCUCUGGUAGAGGUGACCUCAAGCCCCAGAGAGGAUUCCCAGGUGGAGGUCUUCACCAUUCACCUACGAACAUCACUUCAGGAUGCAUCCGAUCAGGUCGUAGACGAGAUAGCAGGGAACUUGAGCAAACCGAUUCACGGUUUGCAAACUCACAGCAAACUACAGACAGCUUGUGAGAUGAUCCAGAAAUGGACAGCCUUUAUCCCAGGAUUUUCUGAGUCAGCUCAGGUAAGUGUCCUCAGUCCCCUUGUUGACCUGAAUGAGCAGUUACCUGAGAAGGCACUUAAGAUCAACAGCAGUCUGAGCUUCAAAAACCCCAUGACCGUCUGCUUCGUUUACUCCCUCGACAGUGUCAUGGAAGCUGGUGAAGCCAGUCUGCAAAGAUCCAAGCAUGACAUUGAGCAGGUAGAAUAUAUGCUGGAAACGGCCUUGCUGGCCCUUGGGAAGAUCCAGGAAGCAUUUCUACAGCAGAACCAGUUUUCUGGGUCUUUAGUGACUUUGACCUCUUCGGUUGCUACUCUGAUGCUGAGCAGCCAAAACAUGUCAACCUGGCCUCUGAGCUCCUACACCCUCUGGUCCUCAGCACCUGUGAGGUUAGGCUUUCCAUCAGCCUCAGCUUUGCAAGAGCUCUUGAACAGACACCCUGGAGUUAAUGUCCAAGUAACAGGACUAGUUUUCAAUCCCUUCAGGGAUUUUGAUGACAAGAACAUUGUUGGAAACAUCAGAAGUGUGUUCCUAAGCUCUAAUCAUAAAUUGUUCCAAGUUGAUGAUUUAAUGGAAGAUAUUGAGAUCAUACUGUGGAGAAAUGUUAGCAUGGAAAUCCAUCCUACCAGCCUCAACGUGAGCUUGGAUCAUUUUAUUGUCAUAGUGAACAUCACUUCCCUGGAGAGAUCCCUGAUCGUGUGCAUACAACCUGAAAGUCUUUUAAUGACACUCUAUCUGGGGUUCCAGUAUCAGCCUAACCACACCCACUUCAACCUGAACAUCACCGUGCCAAAGAAUCAGGUGUGGCAAAAAGAUGAGGAAUAUACAUGGGUGCUGACUCCAGAGAGUCUGCAGUAUGGGACCGGCACCUACCACCUAACAGCCGCGUUGAACAAGAGCCAGGAGAGUGCCCAGCAGAUGCCCACCCUGUUCUCGGUGGUGACAGCCGUCACGCAGUGUUAUUUCUGGGACAGCCACAACAGCACGUGGAAGAGCGGUGGAUGCCACGUUGGGCCACAGAGCACAGUUUUGAGGACACAGUGUCUCUGUAACCACCUGGCCUACUUUGGCAGCGACUUCUUCAUUGUGCCCCGGACGGUGAAUAUUAAAGACACGAUCAAGCUGUUCUUUUGCGUGACCAACAACCCUGUUGGGGUGUCUUUGCUGGCCAGCCUUUUAGAAUUCUAUAUACUCACGUGUGUGUAGGCUUGGAGAAAGGAUGAAGCGGACAUACAGAGGGUGAAAGUCACUGUCCUGGCCGAUAAUGACCCCAGCUCUCAGUUUCACUACCUUACUCAGGUCUCUGCUGGCUAUCGAAGGCCACCACAACAGCUAAGGUUCGUGGUUAUCACCCUUUAUGGAUCAGAGGGAUGGAGUGAGCCCCAUCACCUUUGUGACCCCCAAAAGACAGUCUUUGAGCGAGAGGGACUGGACGUCUUCCUCCUCAGCACCCAGUCCUCCCUGGGGGAGCUGCAUGGCCUGCGGCUCUGGCACAACUCGGGGGCCAGCCCUUCCUGGUAUGUAAACCAGGUCAUUGUCAGUGACAUGGCAGGUAAAAGGAAAUGGUACUUCGUAUGCAGUUGUUGGCUGGCCAUGGACCUCGGAGAACACGAGCAUGACCGGGUCUUCGUGCCAGUCUCAAAGAAAGAACUCUUUUCCUUUAGACACCUGUUCUCCUCCAUCAUUGUAGAAAAGCUCACCCAGGAUCAUCUGUGGCUCUUAGUGCUAACUCGGCAUCCCUGGAACCAGUUUACAAGAGUCCAGAGGCUUACUUGCUGCAUGACAUUGUUUCUGUGCACCAUGGUCGUCAACCUUAUGUUCUGGAGGAGGAGCAGCAGCACCAGGGCCAAGAGAGAUGAGCAAGUGGGUCCGUUUCCUGUGACCUGGUAACUGAUCAUCAGCGUCCAAACUGCUGUCACUCUCUUCCCCGUCAAUCUUGUAAUUGGCCGCCUCUCCCUGCUGUUGCAGCCACAGGAGCCCCCGCCUCUCUUUCCUCCCAGCCAAGCCUCCUGCCCCUCAGAUGCUACUUCUGAGCCUCUGUCUCUCACAAAGGUGGCUGAGGAACUAAAGGAAACUGUGGGAUUCCUGCUCAGGAGAAACACAUACCUGCUCUCAGAGUGGGAACAAUCUUUAUGGGUGUCUCACAGCAUUGCCAAGAUGGCACAGCUUUUAGCCAGCCUCAUCUGCCUCAUCUGUUCUCAGUUGGAGAGUCCUGGCUCUCAUCAGCAGGCAGGACCCCAUCAGGCAAAUGUGGUUCCUGAAAGCCAGCAUCACCUCUGCUGUUACCUGCUCGGAGUUCUGCAGUGGCUGCAAUCGCACUUACAUGCCCUGGGUCCCACCCAGGCCGACCAGCCUUGUGACAUCCUCGAUGCCACCAACCGACUGCAAAAACUCCAGGAGCUCUUGGAAACACAUAUUCUUCCCACAGAGCAGGGGCCCUCCCAGGAGGCCACCAGUUUCCCCAUCCUGAGCCCAGAGGAAGGGAAGAAGCCCAUCGCUCAUGGCCUGCCCAGAGGGUUGACUUACAUCUGCUGGCUCUUUCUGGGUGUCACUAGCCUGGCUGCAGCCUUUUCUGCACUUUAUAGCCUGGAACUGAUGAAAGAGCAAGCCACCAGCUGGGUUACAUCGGUGAUAUUAUCAGUGCUUCACAACCUCUUCAUCAGCCAGCCAGUCAAGGCGAUCUUCCUCAUGCUGUUCAUCUCCCUGAUGCCGAACCGGCUGCCGCGGCUUACCAAAGAGAAGAAACAACAAACAAGGAGGAUCUUGGCACUCUUGGCAAAAUGUCUACCAGUACCUGGUUCAAGAGAUAAGAACAACCCCCUCUAUGAAGCUCCAGCUAUCAACAGUCCAAUUAAGCGCCCAGAAAGAACCUUGAAAGAGAAGAGGCUUUUCAAGCUGACAGAUAUUUUGGUACAAAUCUUCUUCCUUAUCUUGUUGAUGACUACAGUCUACUCAGCACAGAACUCGAAUGGGUUUUACCUCCAUCAGGCUAUCCAGAAGAGUUUCUCCCACCGUUUCUCAGAGAUCAGACUUCUGAAGCAUUUCUACCCGUGGGCCAGUCGCACCCUCCUUCCUAACCUUUAUGGGGAUUACAGAGGUAUGGACACAGUCCUAGGCCCCAGCUUCUUGGAUGCUUCUUGGUCAGUGGUUCAUGGUGCGUUCUUCCCCUCGCUGAGGCUAACACUUCAGGCAUCAAAGAAGGACUUUACUUGGUCUGUCAUCUCACAAGUCAUCUAUUACCUACUAGUCUGUUACGAUGCGUUUGUACAGGGUCAUCGGCUGAAACAGCAGAGGUGGAGGUUCUUCACUAGGAAAAGAAACAUUGUGGACACGAGCAUAAUCCUCAUUAGCUUUGUCCUCCUGGGUCUUGACAUGAAGCUUACUUCUCUGCAUAAGAAAAACAUGGCACAAUACCACUAUGACCGGGACAGGUUCAUCAGCUUCUAUGAGGCAAUAAAAGUAAACUCAGCAGUCAUUCACCUCAUGGCCUUCCUGGUUCUGUCCGCAACUGUUCAGCUGUGGGACCUGCUGCACCAUAACUCCAGGCUGCAGGUCAUCGGUAGAACACUCAGCAAAGCCUGGGAUGAGGUGGUGGGCUUCUUGCUGGUCAUCCUGAUCCUGCUCACAGGCUAUGCCAUUGCUUUUAACCUGCUGUUCGGCUGGAGCGUCUCUCACUACCGGACUUUCUUCAGCUCAGCAGUGACUGUUGGUCUCCUAAUGGGAAUCUCUCAUCAUGAGGAGGUUAUUGAUUUAGACCCAAUCCUGGGAUCCUUUCUGAUUCUCACCAGGGUCUUGAUGGUACUUGUGAUCAUUAACCUUUUUGUUUCCAUCAUUCUCAUGUACUUUGGUAAAGAAAGAAUGUGCCUUAAGGUAGAAGAUGCACUGACAGAUAUGGUGCUACAGAAGCUCUCCAGUUUGCUAGGAAUCCAGUGGCACCAGAACACUGAGCAAACAGCCAUGAUAGCAGUGGGCAGUAACACUAAGGCUUUAAAAGAUGAGCUAUUUUGGGGCACCUGGGUGAUUCAGUCGGUUAAGUGUCUCAAGUCAUGAUCCCAGGGUCCUGGGAUCAAGCCCCAUGUUGGGCUCCCUGCUUCUCCCUCUGUUCGUGCUUUCUCUCUCAAAUACUUUUAAAAAUUAAAAGAUUAUCUUUGCAUGGUAUGGUUUAGAAAAUUACCGGUUUAUAAUACACCAUUAAUCUGUAAAUCACUGAGGAAUCAAAAUCCCCGUGGCAGCAAGUUCUUAGGUUUAUGGAUCACUGUCAAGAAAGGGUUAACACUACACGAGUGAUACAGGAUAAACCAGCUGUGCUGCCAAACAGCAAGAAACACUGACCACCAAUAUAUUCAGCAUGGCUGUGGGAAAUAUGUAUGAGUCAGAGGUGAGCUCACUGCAGCUUAUUAAAAUCAAAGAUAUAAGCAUGAGGUUUGGCUAAUGGGGAGCCCUGUCCCAGAGGACUAACGAAGCAAACUCCCAAAGGCUAUCUGGGCUUAAAUACAGAAAUAGAA